CUGCCGCUGACCCCAGACGCGACCCUGCAGGAUCGCAAACAUGACGGAGCCCUCCCUCGAGAAUUCGAGCCCAGGAGGUUCAGCAGGUACCGAUGACCGUGAUUUCGACCCAUCGGCAGAAAUGCUUGUCCAUGACUUUGAUGAUGAGCGCACCCUGGAGGAAGAGGAAAUGAUGGAAGCAGCAGAUGAGACCAACGUCAAUGAGAUUGAAGAUCUUGCACGGGAGGGAGAGAUGCCCAUUCAUGAGCUGCUGAGUCUGUACGGUUAUGGCGGUGGAUCAACAGCAGAUGAGGAUGAAGAGGAGGAAGAGGAGCCAGAGGAAGAAGAGGAUGACGAUGAGGAAGAGGAUGAAGAAGAGGAUCUUGACAAUGAUGAAAGUAGCAGGAGCACUGGCGAGUUGAAGAGGAAUGAGGGUAAGAGUGUUAAGGACUCAUCAGGACCUGGGAGUGAGACACAGGCAGCCCCUGAAUCCCGCACACGUUCAGUCAGGUCCCUCGGCACAGUGGAACUUAUUCGUGCUCAGAAGUUAAUUUAUUUUGAAAGCAAUAAUGAUGCAGAGGAGGAGUCGGAUGAAGAUGAGGACUAUGUUCCAUCAGAAGACUGGAAAAAGGAAAUUAUGGUGGGUUCUAUGUACCAGGCAGAAACCCCCGUUGGCCUGUGUAAAUAUAAAGAAAACGAAAAAGUUUAUGAAAAUGAUGACCAGUUAUUGUGGAACCCCGAGAGUCUACCUGAAGGCAAAGUAGUGGAGUUUUUGACGGAGGCGUCAAGGCGAACGGGAGAUGAGAAGGGAGUGGAUGCUAUUCCAGAGGGAUCUCAUAUCAAAGACAACGAACAAGCACUAUAUGAACUAGUGAAAUGUGACUUUGACACAGAGGAAGCUUUAAGAAGACUUAGAUUUAAUGUGAAAGCAGCCAGAGAGGAGCUGUCUGUCUGGACUGAGGAGGAAUGUAGAAACUUUGAACAAGGACUAAAAGCAUAUGGGAAAGAUUUCCAUUUAAUACAGGCCAAUAAGGUGAGAACUAGGUCUGUAGGAGAAUGUGUGGCCUUUUAUUACAUGUGGAAGAAGUCUGAGCGUUAUGAUUUCUUUGCACAGCAAACCAGACUUGGGAAAAGGAAAUACAACCUUCACCCUGGUGUCACAGACUACAUGGACAGAUUACUGGAUGAGACGGAGAGCGCAACAUCCAGCAGAGCGGCGUCGCCUCCUCCCACUACGUCCAGCAGCAGCGCCAGUCACUCUGAGAGGGAGGACAGCAGCAGUCAGAAUGGUAUUGCAGGCCAUAAUUCAAGCAACCCAGUGGAUGGCCCUCAGUUCCCCCCGGCAAAUCAAGUCAAAGUUGAGCCAGCUCUGUCCAACGGUCCCUCUGUCCCUGUGGUAGAACCUCCUCCAGUUCCAGACAACAACUCCAACGGCUGCAGCCAGCCCACAGCACCGAGCCAUGACAGAAACGGUUCUCUGGAGCCUCCGCUUGACCACAGAGACACGGCGGCGGUGACACACAGUGACAGGCCGGCCAAGGUGUGCAGGACGGAGGCAGAGCCUUUGGGCCAAAGUGAGGUGGAACCAUCUAGAACCUCAGAGAACUGAAGGAGCCAGAGCCUGAUGGUGUUCACUAAUACAUGCUUAUAUAGGGUGGACAAAAAUGUCCCUAUGUCAGGCUGAAGAGCCCCUUUGGCCUGCGAGCACAGCGUCUCCUGAGAGCUAAGACUCUCUCUAAUAAGGUCAAAGGUUUGAAGAACGCAGUCUACCGAUCUGCAGCCGGUCGUCCAGAAGGGACAGUGUCUGUCCCUGUCCCCCGAACCCAUCCGUACACUGACUGUCUGCAAAGCUCAUCCCAAAGUUCCACAGCUCAAUAUCUCGUCUCAUAGUUCACAAUCUUUAUUCCCUUUUCUGGAGACUUUCUGCCAAGAAUUUCCUUUUUUUCUAUUUGUUCUGAAAGAAAAAUAUGUCACCGGUGAUAUUUUUUUACACAAAGAAAUAUUUAUAUUUUUUAAACAAAGAAAAACUAUAAUGGGUAAUUACUGUUCAAGCCAUUUGAGCAUUUGAUGAAUCCGAGGACUUUUUUUUUUUAAAGAAAAACCAAUAAUGCGCUCAAGCUGUUGUCUUAAAGAGGCAAAAUAGGACAGAUGGGCUGGUGCUGUCGCUGGCUCACUUUAGUUGCACUUUGUACGUGUCUCAUGGUUGGUCGAUCAGGAGUGGUGACAAAAACCCAGCAGACUAAACAUUUUCACUCCUUCAUUUGUAACCCGGCUCUGGCCCUGUAUCAUGGCUGUUAGUCUAUGAUGAAUAAACCCGUGGGUUUGUCUCCCUCAGCAGGUUUGUUUGUGUAAAGGAGCUGACAUCAGUGAUGUCCUGUACUAUAUAAGUCAUGUAGAAGAUUGCUGUAUUUUUGGAUUUUCAUAGUCAGUGCUUUGCUCAACGCUUUGUUUCUACUAGACAGAAUGUUCAUGGUUUUUAAUGUAAAGUUUGUAUAGAUUUCUUACCUUGAGCAGUUGGUAAAUUUUUUAAUGUAACUGUAUGUUUAUCUCUGUAUUUUCUGGUCUUCCGUGUUGGCUUUGCUUAUUUGUCGAGAAAGUCUUUUUGCCUGAGAUGGAUGUAAUAAAGUAGCCAUUCCUCUUUCCCUCUCUGUUUGGCAGCACUUCUCAUUCCUGUGUCACCCUGCUUCUUCUGUGCAUUAAAGGAAAAAGAACA
Solea senegalensis (Senegalese sole) is the source of this 2692-nucleotide messenger RNA. It is a transcript of the gene mier1b, whose product is annotated as mesoderm induction early response 1b, transcriptional regulator. Gene Ontology annotation, molecular function: histone deacetylase binding; transcription corepressor activity. The record is from RefSeq and is a predicted model, not a curated record. Gene Ontology annotation, biological process: negative regulation of transcription by RNA polymerase II. NCBI's taxonomy places the organism in Eukaryota, Metazoa, Chordata, Actinopteri, Pleuronectiformes, Soleidae. The transcript is spliced from 13 exons. Gene Ontology annotation, cellular component: nucleoplasm. Bases 41 to 1588 code for a protein of 515 amino acids.